Messenger RNA from Anoplopoma fimbria (sablefish), 13689 nucleotides. RefSeq names its product low density lipoprotein receptor-related protein 2b (gene lrp2b). Lineage: Eukaryota; Metazoa; Chordata; Actinopteri; Perciformes; Anoplopomatidae. Gene Ontology annotation, molecular function: calcium ion binding; protein binding. The transcript has 79 exons. The record is from RefSeq and is a predicted model, not a curated record.
AUGGGCCUUAAAGGUCUUCAUCUUCUGUCUCUUCUACUGCUAUCCCAAGGAAUUCAACUUGCUCAAGGAAGUUGUGGCAGUGGCGAGUUUCAGUGUACUAGUGGACAAUGCAUCGACAUAGAUUGGAGAUGUGAUGGGACUAAAGACUGCACAGAUGACUCAGAUGAGCUGAGCUGUCCACCUCCAUCAUGCACCUCGCAGGAAUUUAAGUGUGUGACUAGUGGUGAAUGCAUCUCUUUGGGAUUUGUCUGUGAUGGAGAGGAAGACUGCAUCGAUGGUUCAGAUGAAAAAAGAACCUGUGGUGGACGGACCUGCAGCUCGGACCAGUUCACCUGUCAGGAGGGCCAGUGUGUCCCUGGCAAAUACAGAUGUGACCAUGUUAAGGACUGUGUGGACAACUCUGAUGAGAACAACUGCAACUAUCCACAUUGCACUGAGAAGACGUGUGCCAAUGGGGCCUGUUACAACCACUCUCAACACUGCAACGGACUGCAGGACUGCCGAGAUGGCUCUGAUGAAUUCAACUGCACGACACAGCACUGUCCCAUCCACCAGUAUCAGUGUACAAAUGGCUACUGUAUCCCACAUUCCUUUGUGUGUGACCACUGGAAUGACUGUGGGGACAACAGUGAUGAGGAAGGCUGUGCAUACCAGAGCUGUAGUGGCAGUGAGUUCACAUGUUCCAGUGGCCGUUGUAUUCCUCAGCGCUGGGUGUGUGACCAGUUCAAUGACUGCGGGGACUACAGUGACGAGAGAGGAUGUGAUAGUAACUCUCGAGACUGCUACCCUGGUGAGUGGGGAUGCCCAGGCUCGACAGUAUGUAUACCAGUGGGCAAAGUGUGUGACGAAAAACCUGACUGUCCUGGAGGAACAGAUGAGACCAACUCCACAGCACAGCAAACCUGCAGCCUAGACCAAUGCUCUGCCUUGAGUUGCGAGUUCCUCUGCCACCCGUCUCCUGAAGGAGGUGCUUGCUACUGCCCCGAUGGUUUCACUGUAGCCAAUGACAGUCGUUCCUGUGUAGACUAUAAUGACUGUCAAAUCUGGGGGAUUUGUGACCAGCUGUGUGAAGAUCGUCCUGGGACACACCACUGUAGCUGUGCUGAUGGAUACUUCUUGGAGCAGGGUCAUGUCUGCAAAGCCAAUGUGUCAGCUGGAAUGCCACAGCUCAUUUUCACCAACGGGGGUGAUGUGAUGAUGGCUGAUAUACAUGGACGCUUUGUCAGAACUCUGGUACCAUCGCAGGGCAAAGGAUAUGCUGUAGGGGUGUCAUAUCACUGGCACAGUGACACCGUCUUCUGGAGUGAUACAUAUACCAAAAAGGUGUACUCUGCCAACUACAAUGGGGGUAAUAUUAAGGAGGUUCUGACUGCUGCAGUCCAGAGUGUCCAGAACCUCGCUGUUGACUGGAUCAACUUCAAACUCUAUGUCUUAGAGGCCAUGAUGGAGCGAAUCGACAUGUGCGACUUUGAUGGAGAGAAUCGGGUCACGCUGGUGGCUGAAAACCUACAAACUCCCCAUGGCCUCGUCCUGGACCCUACUGUGGGCUACAUGUUCUUCACAGACAUGGGGAUUGCUGAUGAGCAGAUGAAGCUCGAACGUGCCUUCAUGGAUGGCAGUAAUCGCAUAGAGCUGGUGAAGAUCAGACUCGGCUCUCCAACAGGAAUUACCCUUGAUAUUGUCACCCAGAGGGUUUACUGGUCCGACAGCCACUUUGACACGGUGGAGACUGUCACCUACAGUGGUUUGGACAGGAAAAUAGUCCUUAAUGGUGGAACCCAGGCUCCAUAUCCUUUUGGUAUUGCUGUGUUUGAAAACCAUGUAUUCUUCACUGACUGGACCAAGAUGGGUGUUGUGAGAGCCAACCGGUUCAACGGCAGCAAUCCAGCCCUCCUCUAUCGUACCACAAAGCGACCAGGCCAUGUUGUAGUCUCACAUUCUGCCCUGCAACCUGUUGUGAUGAACCCUUGCGGCAGACACAAUGGUGGUUGUCAGCAGAUUUGUGUCUUGAGUCACCGCUCCGACAAUGACGGUCUGGGCUUCCGCUGCAAGUGUCGCCAUGGUUACGACCUGCACCCUGACCGUCGGACUUGCUUUAAGGUGAAGGACUACUUGUUGUUGGCCACCACUCUUGGGGUGCGGGGAAUCCCACUGAAUUUAUCCCUCCAGGAGGACAUCACCCUGCCCCUCUCCGGGCUCGGCACGUCUUUUUCAGGCUCUGCUGUGGAGUUUGACGGCAAUGAGGAAGCCCUUUUCUACAACGACAGGUCCAGAGGCCUCGUCUAUAAGUCGAACCUCAAUGGCACUGUCCAACAGAUUUUGACAGGCUACAGAGUGGGAACGAUUGACGCCAUGGCUUACGACUGGACCUCCAAAGUCUUGUUUUGGACCACAAACACCUACAAGAUGGUGGUGGCCUUCAGAGUCGCAGACAAGUCCAGGCGAGACAUUGUGACGGGAUUAAGGAACCCAAAAGGAAUUGCGGUGCAUCCCAGUGCUGGAUUCUUGUUUUGGUCUGACUGGUACCGUCCAGCGGUCAUAAUGAGAGGCUUCACUGAUGGCAGCAAUGCUGUUCCUCUGGUCAACACAACACUGGGAUGGCCUAAUGGACUUUCUGUUGACUUUGUGAUGGACAGGCUGUAUUGGGUGGAUUCCCAAUUGGACCAGAUUGGUCACAUUAGCAUCUAUGGACAAGACAGACAGACGUUUACCAAUAUUGGCCAGAUCACUCAACCCUACUCUCUAACAAUUUAUUCAGACUACCUGUAUGUGUCUGAUACAAGGACCAGAGCAGUAUUCGAGAUGAGGAAGAGGGAUGGAGGAGGUAACAUUAUGAUCAGACAAGGAAUCACCGGCAUCUUGAACGUCAAGGCCUACACAGCUGACCUCCAAAGCAUGUUCACCAGCCGCUGCAAUAUGGUAGCCAACGGGCGCUGCAGCCACUUCUGUUUCCCGACUCCCUCCUCUAGUCGAGUGUGUGGAUGUCCGUACGGCAUGAAACUUCAGGCCAAUCAGAGGGACUGUAUCAAGGACGAUUCUGUUCCCCCACCUGACAACAACUGUGGCGACUUCUCUUUUGAAUGUGAUGAAGGACGCUGUCGACCCAACUCUUACCGUUGUGAUGGAAUUGCUGAUUGCAUAGAUAAGACUGAUGAGGCCAACUGCACCGAUACAGGAGCGACCUGCUCUCCACGAGCGUUCACUUGCAACAACAAGCGCUGCAUCAUGUCCAGUUGGCGCUGUGAUGGCAUGGACGACUGCGGCGACGGUUCUGAUGAAUUGAACUGUCCCACUCGUCUCCCUACCACCUGUGCCUCCAGCUACUUUACCUGUGAUAACAAUAGGUGUAUCUCUAAAAUAUGGGUGUGUGACGGUGACAACGACUGUGGCGAUGGCUCCGAUGAACACAACUGCAAUUCCACCAUCACGACUUGCCCUCCUGCCUACUUCCUGUGUCCUGACCACCGCUGCAUCCACAACUCAUACGUGUGUGACGGAGACCAGGACUGUCUGGAUGGCUCUGAUGAGAACAACUGCGAGUUUGCCUGUACCUCCUAUGAGUUUGCCUGUGCCAGUGGGGACCAGUGUGUCAGUUCGUAUUAUCGGUGUGAUGGAGUGUUUGACUGCAGGGACCAUUCUGAUGAAAGAGACUGUCCCACUCGUGGUCCUGGCCUCUGCCACAAUAACGAGUUCCAGUGCCAGGCAGACGGUUUCUGCAUACCCGAUGAGUGGGAGUGUGACGGCCAUCCAGACUGUGAGGAUGGAUCAGAUGAACACAACUCCUGCCCGCCUGUCACCUGCAGAGCCGGCUAUUUCCAGUGUACCAACCAGAUGUGCAUCCCGACCGGCUGGUUGUGUGACGGCAACAACGACUGCCGGGACAUGAGUGAUGAACAGAACUGCCCCACCCCUCCAUUUAGUUGUCCCUCCGGACAGUGGCUGUGCCCCACUGACCAGCUGUGCAUUGACCUUGACAAGGUUUGCAAUGGCCAGAGGGACUGCCCCAAUGGAGCAGAUGAGUCACCUAUCUGCAACCAAGACGACUGUGCACUGAACAAUGGUGGCUGUAGCAACGGCUGUGUCCAAGGACCAUUUGGGGCUGAGUGCACCUGUCCACCAGGAUUUCAGCUCCUUAACGACUCCAAGACCUGUGAGGACAUCGAUGAGUGUCUGAUCCCAGGUUUCUGCAGCCAGCAGUGCUACAACGAGAGAGGAACGUUCCGGUGCUACUGCUCAGAUGGUUACCUCCUAGAGCCUGAUGGACGCACCUGCAAAGCUGCAGACCCACGAGCAGCUGUACUUCUGGUUACCAAGCGAAGCCAGAUAAUCGCCAACGUGAUCAACAUGAAACCCCCCCAGAUGCGACCAGUGAUCAGCGGUUCUGGCAUUGUGACAGUGGACUUUGAUCGCGUAACUUCCAGAAUCUACUGGGCUGAUGCCUCGCAGAAAAAGAUAUGGAGUGCCUACCAGAACGGCACCGACAGACGGGAAGUGUUCACCACUGGUCUGAUGGUACCAGAGAGUAUAGCGGUGGACUGGGUGGGUCGGAACCUUUAUUGGACCGACUCUGUCAUGGAAAACAUUGAGGUCUCCACUCUGGACGGUCGCUUUCGGAAAGUCCUCCUCACCAAGAAUGUCACCAGCCCCCGCGGACUAGUUUUAGACCCCCGUAACUACACCAACCUGAUGUUCUGGUCAGACUGGGGUCAGAACCCUAGGAUCGAGCGGGCAGACAUGGAUGGAGCCAGGAGACAAGUCAUUGUCAGCACUAAGCUCUACUGGCCAAACGGUCUGGCCCUGGACUACACCACCCGCAGGGUCUAUUUUGCUGAUGCCUACCUCAAAUAUAUUGACUACUGUGACUAUGAUGGCAAUAACCGCCAUCAGGUCAUGGCAAGUGAUAUGGUUCUCCAGCACCCACACGGAAUGACCAUCUUUGAGGACAACAUCUACUGGUCGGAGCGCUACACCAGCAAAGUGAUGAGGACCAACAAGUUCCAUGGGGGCAAUAUCACCACUUUGAUGAACAAUGUCUAUCAGCCCAUGGGCAUCGUUAUGGACCAUCCCAUCAAACAGCCCAUGGCCAUCAACCCAUGCAGAGAACACCUGUGCACUCAGCUGUGCCUGCUGGCAGGCCUGAGACCCAGGUACUACACCUGCCACUGUCAGUCUGGCUGGAAGCUUAAUGAUGACAAACGCACAUGUGUCAAAGAUGAGACUCCCUUCUUGAUGGUUGUGAGAGAUUCUGUGAUUUUUGGCAUUCCUCUGGACCCCGCUGACCCUUCCAACAAUGCAAUGACCCCUGUGUCAGGCAUCAGCCAGGGGCAGGACAUCGACUUUGAUGACCAGGAGCAGUUGAUCUAUUGGGUGCAGAGCACUGGCUCUAUAUGGCAAGUGAAAACCAGCGGCACCAACAGGUCUGAGUUUGCUCCAGCUGCUUUCAUUGGCUCGCCGUCUGGUUUGGCUUUUGAUUGGUUAAGCCGAAUAAUGUAUUACACCAAUCCUACUGUUAAAGCCAUAGAGGUUAUCCGUGUGGAUGGAGACCAGCACUAUAGGAAGACCCUCAUCACCUCCACUGGUAAACCGGAGGGAACAGGAGAGCCCUUUGGAAUAGCCCUGGAUCCAGCUCGGGGUAAAUUGUUUUGGACAGACAAGGGGUCAGACAAUGGAGUUCCUCCAAAGGUUGGCAGUGCUAGCAUGGACGGAGGAAACCUCACAAACCUCUAUACAGGCAACCUGGCAAACAUAGGAUUCAUCGCCGCUGACAUCGCUACCAUGAAACUGUACUGGGGUGUGGCGGACUCAGGGGUGCAAAAAUUAGUUUACAUUUCAGUGUGAGCUGCCUAUUUCUAUUUGAAUUAAUUAUUUGCCCAGAUUGAGUGUGGCACCAUGGACGGAGUUACCCGGGUGACGGUGAGCCACCUCUACUACACCGACCUUGACUACGAGGUCAUUGAGAGGGUCGACAAGGACAACGGUGCUAAUAUGCUGGUGAUGAGGAGCGGCAUGUCUGGCCUCCGCGCCCUCAAAGUGCACGCCAGAGACAACUCAGCAGGGAUCACCAACGCCUGCAGCUCCAACAACGGGGGCUGUCCCCACCUAUGUCUACCAAAACCAGGCAAUCAAAAAACCUGUGCCUGCACCACAGGCUUUAACCCGUCUCAAGAUGGCUCCAGAUGUGAACAGUAUGAAUCUUUCGCAAUUGUCUCCACUACCAAGUACAUCCGUGGCUUCCACAUAAACAGCUCUGACCACUCUGAGGCUAUGGUGCCUGUCGGUGGAACUUCCUACUCCAUUAAGAGCAAGCUGGACCUCCAUAUUGAAUCUGGCUUUGUAUACUGGACUGACAACAGCACCUACACCUCAUACAAGGGAAUCUUCAGGGCCAAAACAGAUGGGGGGCGUUACAGCACUGUCAUCAACUCGGGUAUUGGAAGAGGAGGCAUCCAGGGCCUUGCUGUAGACUGGGUUGCGGGUAACUUAUACUUCACCAAUGCCUUUGAGAGCGAGACCUUUGUGGAGGUGCUUGCAAUCAACACCACCUACCGAAUGAUUCUCCUCAAGUCCUCCCAGGACCAGCCCCGUGACCUGGCUGUCAGCCCCAAGCUUCGCUACCUUUUCUGGACUGAUGGUGGCCAAACACCCAAAAUUGAGCGGGCCCUGCUGGAUGGCACCAACCGCACUGUGUUGGCAUCAGAAAGCCUAGCGUCCCCUCGUGGCCUUACCAUUGAUUACACCAAUGAUUUCCUCUACUGGACAGAUGAUGUUCUUGAUAUGAUCUCCCGAAUGGCUACAGAUGGCACACAGAGGCAGAUUAUCCGGUAUGGGAGCCGGUAUCCAUCGCCAACAGGGAUGGCUAUAUUCGGAAACUACAUGCUGUGGGUGGAUAAAAAGCUUGGGAAGCUCUUUCAGGCCAGUAAGGACCCAGCCAAUACUGACCAACCAGAGGUAAUUCGAGACAAUCUUGAGGGGCUGAUGGAUGUCACUAUCUUUGACGCUCAUGUUCAGCCUACAUCUGCCAACCAGGUGGGCUUUAACCCAUGUCAAGAAGAUAACGGACGUUGCCAGCAGCUCUGCUUUGCCAUGCCACGCCAGGAGAAACCCAAAUGUGGUUGUGCACAUGGGUCACUCCUUAAUAACGGAGUAACAUGUGGUUACGGACAAGAGGAGUUUUUAAUUUUCACCUCAUAUUACACGCUGAAUAGCCUGAGGUUAGAUCCUUUGGAUCACAGCACUCCCUAUCCAGUGGUAAACUUGGGCUACAACUUGAUGGCUUUGGAUUAUGACUUCAAGGAGAAGCGAAUUUUCUUCACACAGUAUAUGGGAAUUGGUCGGAGCAGAAUUGGCUACGUCACCACUACCUCCAUCACUAACCCUCCUGUCUUCAUAGCUACAAAUUUAGAUGACCCAGAGGGAUUGGCGUAUGAUUGGGUCAACAAGCGUCUCUACUUUACCGACUACUAUAGCCGCAAUGUCCAGUCCAUGGGGGUGGAUGGGAUGAACCGCUCAAUCGUCGCCCAUGCAAAUCGUCCCAGAGGCAUCAUUGUUGACCCCUGCUAUGGUUACCUUUACUGGACUGACUGGGGCUCUCCAGCUAAGAUUGAGAGGGCCACACUAGGUGGAAACUUCCGGGUCUCAAUAAUCAACAGCAGCCUGACAAUGCCCAAUGGCCUGUCUCUGGAUUAUGUGGAAAGGAUGCUUUACUGGGCUGAUUCCUCAUUAGAUAGGAUUGAGAGGGCAACUCUAACUGGUGCCAACCGACAAGUGAUCUUGCAGGGGGUCCAGUACCCGUACGCCAUGACUGUCUUCCAACAGGACAUCUUCUGGACUGACUGGACUGAGAGAGCUGUCUUUAGGGCUGGGAAGGACGAUGGCUCUGGUUUCUCAGUGCUGGCCCAGGACCUGCAGUACCAACCAAACGGCAUCCACGUUUAUGCCGCAUCUAAGCAGGAGAGCUGCUCCAGCUCCUGUCAGCAGUUCAACGGAGGCUGCAGUAAUGUCUGUGUUUCCGGUCCAUUGGGCCCAGAGUGCCAGUGUCCUCAUCAGGGGAAUUGGUACCUGGCCAACAAUGGCAAAGACUGUAUUAAAGACACAGGGAAACGCUGUCAGCCAGAGCAGUUCACCUGUCUCAAUGGUAACUGCAUCUCAGCGCACUGGAAGUGUGACGGCUACAACGACUGCCAGGAUAACUCGGAUGAGCUGGAAAGAGUGUGUGCCUUCCACACCUGCUCUGCCAUGGAUUUUACCUGUGACAAUGGGCGCUGCGUGAUAUUCAGGUACACUUGUGACUACACAGACGACUGUGGAGACAACAGUGACGAGCAGGGCUGCCCCUUCCCCACAUGUAACCCUGCUACUGAGUUCACCUGCUCCAACGGACGCUGCAUCAGUGCAGCUUUUGUCUGCGACGGCCGCAACGACUGCCGAGACAACGCCACCUCUGACGAAAUCAACUGCCCUGACAGGGUGUGUCCUGCAGGCCAGGUGAAGUGUGACCGCAACAACAUCUGCAUCUACCCUGAAAACCUGUGUGAUGGCUAUAACAACUGUGGAGACAACAGCGAUGAGAAUCCUCUCUUCUGCGCGGGUCGUACAUGUUCUCCGGAUCAGUUCCGUUGCGAUGAAGGGAAGUGUAUCCCCAACGGCUGGGUGUGUGACCUCAUCCAAGACUGCAUUGAUGGGACAGAUGAACCUCUUUCCUGUAAGGAUCAAAUCAAAACAUGCAGUCCCAGCCAGUUCACUUGUACAAACGGAAACUGCAUCCCCCAGUCACUAGUCUGUGACGGUAACAAUGACUGCUCGGACAACAGUGACGAGGCUCCUGAACUACAGUGUGGCCAACGGAACUGCAGUUCCAACCAGUUCACCUGUCCAAGCUGGUUUCCCAGUUACCCGCGCUGUGUUCCGUUAAGCUUUGUGUGUGACGGAGAGAAAGACUGCGCCAAUGCGGCUGAUGAGCUCCAGAACUGCCCCAACCGCACCUGCCAUAUGAACGAGUUUGCCUGUUCCAACAGCCUUUGCAUCCUCCUUCCUUUCCACUGUGACCGUGUGAAUGACUGCGGGGACGGCAGUGAUGAGUUGGGCUGCACCUAUGACACAUGCAGCAGCCACCAGUUCACCUGCAGUAACGGAGCCUGCAUCUCCGUCUCCUUCACCUGCGACGGGCAGAGCGACUGUAUGGAUGGCUCAGAUGAAGCAGACAGCUUGUGCGUCACGCCCCAUCCCACCUGUGCUCCUCAGCAGUACAUGUGCAAGUCAGGCGAGUGUAUCGACAUCAAUAAGGUGUGCAACGGACAAAAGGACUGCCAGGACAACAGCGACGAAAAAGCCUGUGGAGUCAAUGAGUGCCGCAACCCAUCAGUCCACAAGUGUGCCCAGCUCUGCACCGACACCCUCACUGGUUACUACUGUUCAUGCCACCCUGGCUACCGACUCAUGCCGGAUGGCAAAGCCUGUGAGGACCUAGACGAGUGUUCCAGCACACCCGCAGUCUGCAGCCAGAUCUGCGAGAACACUGUUGGCUCGUACCACUGCAAAUGUGCCCCUGGGUAUAUUCGUGAACCGGAUGGACGAACCUGUCGUCAGAACAGUGGCAUUGCCCCGUACCUUUUGUACAGUAAUCGCUACUACAUCCGCAAUUUGACCACUGACGGGUCACAUCUGAGUUUAGUCCUUCAGGGGCUGUCCAAUGUGGUGGCGUUAGAUUUUGACGACUAUGAGAAGAGGCUUUAUUGGCUGGAUGCAGGGGCAGGAAAGAUGGAGCGCAUGCGUUUUGACGGGAGUGAUAGGGAGACGCUGGCGGAUGACAAUAUAUUAGGAGCUGAAGGCCUGGCACUGGACUGGGUGGGCAGGAAGUUGUACUGGGUGGACAGUUAUCACGGUUCAAUUCAUGUGAUGGAGCUGGAUGGACGCUACCAGAAGAGACUGCUGUCAGAAGAAUUCACUGAUGGAAACAUCACGUAUCUUAUCAGCCGGCCUCGUGCUGUGGCGGUUAACCCUAAAUACGGAUGGCUUUACUGGACUGACUGGGCUGACACAGCAUAUAUCGGUCGAGUUGGCAUGGACGGAAGCAAUGUCAGUGCCAUUAUCACAACCAAGCUGGAGUGGCCCAGUGCUCUGACCAUAGACUACACCACCAACAAGAUCUUCUUUGCUGAUUCCCACCUCAACUUUCUCGACUUUGCAGACAUGAACGGCCAGAACCGACACCGGGCCAUUGCUGGUACACUUCCCCAUGUCUUUGCUGUUUCCCUGUUCGAGGACUGGGUUUACUGGACGGACUGGAACACACACUCAGUAGAGAAGGCUCACAAGUACACUGGCGAACAGCGCACAAUCAUGGGCAACAACACCCAUCGGCCAUAUGACGUGCGCGUAUACCACCCCUACAGGCAGCCUCGCAGUGAAAACCCCUGCUCCUCCCAUCAUCUGACCUGUAGUCACUUGUGUUUGAUUGCCCCUGGUGGGCAACAAGCUACCUGCCAAUGCCCAGAUCACUUCAUCGGCCUGUCUGUGGGCUUCAAGAUCCAGUGUGUCGCCGACUGCUCCAGCACCCAGUUCCGCUGUGGGGACAAUGAGAAGUGUGUUCCUAUAUGGUGGAAGUGUGAUGGACAGUCAGAUUGCGGUGAUGGCUCAGAUGAACCUCAGACCUGCUCGCCCCGUUAUUGCCCCAUUGGCCAGUUCCAGUGUCAAGAUGGCAACUGUACCUACCCUGGUUUCAUCUGUGACGGCCACUCAGACUGCCCUGACAGUUCAGAUGAGGAUGCAGCUCUCUGCAGUGACCACCGAUGCCAAGAAAACCAGUUCCAGUGUAAAAACAAGAAGUGCAUCCCAGUGUCCUGGCACUGCGACGGAGUGAAUGACUGUUCUGAUGGCAGCGACGAGGAAGCAGAGACUUGUUCCCAGAGAACGUGCCAACCGGGACAGUUCCAGUGUGAUAACGGACGCUGUCUGCCGUCGAGCUACGUGUGUGACGUCCAGGACGACUGUGGGGAUGGAUCUGAUGAGCCGUAUGAAACCUGCAUGGGUCCAGACUACAAGUGUGAUGAGGACACUGAGUUCUCCUGCAAGACAAAUUACCGCUGCAUUCCUCAGUGGGCCCGCUGUGACGGCACCAAUGACUGCAUCGACGACAGUGACGAGCAGGGCUGCGAGGAGGUGACCUGUGAUCCUCUGGGCGAUUUCCGAUGUGACAACCACCUCUGUGUCCCCAUCCGCUGGCAGUGUGAUGGAACCGACGACUGUGGUGACAGCUCAGAUGAAAGAAAUUGCCAGCCAAGGCCUUGCUCUGAAAGUGAGUUUCGAUGUGACAGCGCACAGUGCAUCCCUGGAAACUGGGUGUGUGACCAUGACAAUGACUGCGGGGAUAACUCGGAUGAGCGGGACUGUGAGUUGCAGACGUGUCGUCCUGGUUCUUUCCAGUGUGACUCGGGUCACUGCAUCCCUGCUGCUCUGCAGUGUGAUGGCCGGCCUGAUUGUCUGGACCUGUCGGAUGAGACCAGCUGUCCUACUCGUUACCCAGGAGGCCGUUGGUGCCCUCUAUACCAGUUCCAGUGUGCGAACCAUCUGUGUGUGAGCCAGGGCUGGGUGUGUGACGGAGUUGAUGACUGUGGGGACCGCUCUGACGAACAGAUCAGUUUAUGCUUGAAUGUCACCUGUGAGAUGCCGUCCAGGUUCCGCUGUUCAAACGGCUACUGUAUCUACUCCGGCCUGCUGUGCAACCAGAAGGACGACUGUGGAGACGGCAGUGACGAAAAGGAAGAACUCUGCCGCGAGCCCACUCUGCCGCCCUGCACACUGGAAGAGUUUAAAUGCACCAACGGACACUGUGUGGCCCUGCAAUACGUAUGUGACCACAAUGACAACUGCGGGGACCUCACUGAUGAGUUAGGCUGCAAUUUUGGCCAUGAUCGUAACUGUGAGGAGUUGCUGUGCCAGCACAAGUGCACCAACCUGAAUGGCACCGGCUUCAUCUGCUCCUGCAAGCCCGGCUACAGAGUGGACCCAGAAAACACCUACAACUGCCUGGACAUCAAUGAGUGUGAGGAGUACGGCAUCUGUCCUCAGAUUUGUAGAAACACAAAAGGCAGCUACUACUGUCAGUGUGACCACGGCUACCGGGAAGUGGGCGACGGCAACAUGUGCGAGGCCGAGGGAGGGCCUCCCUUGAUGCUUCUACCAGAGAACAUUCGAAUCCGGAGGUUCAACUUGCAGACGGAGACCUACCAUGACUUCCUACAAGAAGAGGAGCACAUUAUGGCUCUGGACUAUGACUGGGACCACAACAACACUGGAUUCAGUAUGGUGUAUUUCACUGUGGCCGGUAAAGACUCUGUAGCAGGUGCCAUUAAGAGAGCAUACAUACCUUCGGUGGAUGAUGGCAGUAACAACAUCGCUUCUGCUGUUGACCUCGGCAUCAAAUACAUCACAAGACCAGACGGCAUCGCUGUGGACUGGGUCGGCAGGAACCUUUACUGGGCAGACUCCAGAUUAAAGAGGUUAGAGGUGGCCAUGUUGGACGGACGCUACAGGAAACAACUAGUCAAGACUGAGCUAGGCCACCCGUCUGCCGUGGCCGUCAACCCACGUCUGGGGGUGUUGUACUGGGCAGACCGUGGUGACGCAGCAAAGAUCGAGAGUUCUUGGAUGGACGGUCAAGAGAGGAAAGUCCUGGUGGCCGAUGGCCUGGGUUGGCCCACUGGUCUGUCAAUCGACUUUACCAACGAGGACAGAAUCUACUGGUCUGACUCCAAGGAGAGCCGCAUAGAGUCUGUUCUGCCUUCAGGAGAUGGCCGUAAAACUGUCAUCUACAUAGAUGGGAGAAACCCCUUCAGUGUAAGUGUGUUCGAGGACCACGUUUAUUGGAGUACUCAGGAUGAAGGCGAGGUGUUCCGGCAGGACAAGUUUGGCCGCGGAGGCAAGACCAAGCUGUUGACGGCCGGACCGUGGCUGACCCAGGUCUCUGUGUACCAGCAGCAGAGAUACAACUCCAUAGCUGUGAAGAAUCCAUGUAAGGGCACUUGCAGCCACCUGUGUUUGCUCCGGCCGGAAGGCUACACCUGCGCCUGCCCCCAGGGCACCAGCUUCAUCCCAGGCAGCAACACUGAAUGUGAUGCUGUUGGAAUAGCGAUCGGGGUGACACUAGUGAUUGUGGCUCUGCUGGUUGCUCUGGUCUACGCUGCCAGGAAGAAGUCCAACCUGCUGGAGAGAGUACGGAGCAACUUGCCCAGUAUGCCCAGUAUGCCAUCCAUGCCCAACCUCCCAAGUUUCAGCUGAAUUAUUAUUAUUUGUUAAUUUUUUACAAAUAGUUCGUCUCCAAAUGCAACAACAACAGAGGGAUGUCAGGUCCCCUGUAUGUCUGUGUCCAUGGAGGAAACAGACGGAAAGAGUUUUGAGAACCCAGCGUAUGAAGUUGGUGAACAACCUGCUGCCACGAGGAUGGUGGCAGCCCCGUCCACUCCUGAUACAUCAGACAAGGAGAACAUAAAUAAUCCUUUGUACGUGGAAGAAGUUAAAGUUGCAGACCAGCCCACAAGAAGUGCUGACGAACCCGCCACUGUCGACAAGGAGCCUUUUGAUAACCCAGUAUACGGCUUGGACAUAGAGGAAGUUGACGUCCCUUCUACACAACAAGCAGCUUCAAGCACACAGGAAGACAUGGUGACGCAUGACACAAUCUUUACUGCUUAA